This is a messenger RNA of Penicillium alfredii, 891 nucleotides long. RefSeq names its product phospholipase D precursor. NCBI's taxonomy places the organism in Eukaryota, Fungi, Ascomycota, Eurotiomycetes, Eurotiales, Aspergillaceae. Gene Ontology annotation, molecular function: phosphoric diester hydrolase activity; glycerophospholipase activity. The record is from RefSeq and is a predicted model, not a curated record. Gene Ontology annotation, biological process: lipid catabolic process. The transcript has a single exon. Bases 1 to 891 code for a protein of 296 amino acids.
AUGGUCCAACUCGGCUUGAUCCUUUUCCAGGCACUGGGCUUGUCCGCUCUUGCCAAUGCCGGCCUGAUUCCCCGACAAGACACGCGGCCCAUCUAUGCCAUUGCCCACCGAGUGAUCCGAAACUCGGCCGUGACGGCGGCCCUCGACCACGGCGCCAACGCCAUUGAGAUCGACCUGACCCCCGAGAAGAACGGAUGGUACGCAGACCACGACGGCAAGGGUACGACGGCCGGCGGUACAGCCCGCGAGGUGCUGGAGUUCAUGGCGAAGCAGCGGGACAACGGCAAGGCCCUGACAUUCGUGUGGCUGGAUGUCAAGGACCCCGACCACUGCGAGAAGGGCUCGCCGUGCUCGAUCGAGGCGCUGCGCGACAUCGUCCGCGACACGCUGGGCAAGUCGGGCGUGCGCGCGCUCUGGGGCUUCUACCAAACCCAGACCACCCGCUCGUUCAAGGUGAUCCGCGACGGGCUGGACAAGAACGAGGCGAUGACCUUCUCGGGCGAGCACCAGGAGAUUGUCGACACGUACAGCAAGGACGCACCGGACGUGCCCAUCAAGCAGCGGGUCGGCGACUACGGCGCCGCGCACAUCGCCGAUGGUUUCGGCGACUGCACCGAGAAGAGCUACAACACCUGCACCGAGCUCAAGCAGACCAGCGCCGAGCGCGACGACGGCAAGCUCGGCAAGGUGCUCAGCUGGACCAGUGACAAGACUGACACCAAACGCGUCGAGCAGCUGCUCGGCACCGCCCACAUCGACGGCAUCAUCUACGGCUACCACAUGGCCGACUACGACCAGAACGCCAAGCAGGCCUUUGACGACAUCAAGAACUACGUCGACAAGAACAAGGACACCCUCCGCAUGGCGAGCCGCGAUGACGUUCCCUGGUAG